AUGGUACAUGCGACAGGGCGCAAGAGCCAUUUUUCAUAAAUUCUGUGAGUGCGACGUUGUUUACAGUAUUAGAAGUUAUUGCUUAUUUGAUCUAAGUAAGGAUAAUGAAGAUAGUAAUGAUAAUGAUAUUGAUGAUAAUGAUGAUAAUGAUGAUAAUGAUGAUAAUGAUGAUAACGAUGAUAACGAUGAUAACGAUGAUAACGAUGAUAACGAUGAUAACGAUGAUAACGAUGAUACGAUGAUAACGAAGAUAACGAAGAUAACGACGAUAACGACGAUAACGACGAUAACGACGAUAACGACGAUAACGACGAUAACGACGAUAACGACGAUAACGACGAUAACGACGAUAACGACGAUAACGACGAUAACGACGAUAACGACGAUAACGACGAUAACGACGAUAACGCGAUAA
This is a messenger RNA of Acanthoscelides obtectus, 415 nucleotides long. Lineage: Eukaryota; Metazoa; Arthropoda; Insecta; Coleoptera; Chrysomelidae. The record is from the annotation of a GenBank genome assembly.